Messenger RNA from Iphiclides podalirius (scarce swallowtail), 897 nucleotides. The record is from the annotation of a GenBank genome assembly. Lineage: Eukaryota; Metazoa; Arthropoda; Insecta; Lepidoptera; Papilionidae.
AUGGUGUGGGAAAACUGUAAUGUGACGCUGAAUAGUGGUGAUAGUGGGAUAUUCUACACCGGUAAUAUAGUAACCGGAUCAGUGACUGUGGAGUUUAAGAAGGAACAAAAAAUCAAAUAUGUUGUGUUUAAAGUCAUAGGUGUAAGUAAGGCUCGUUGGUCAAGAGCGGCGCCCACCAUUCCCUAUUUGAAGAUUUAUUCAGAGAAAUACGAAGUUUUGGACGAAACUAUUGACGUGUUCAGUGAAAUAAAUGGCAAAAAGGUGAAGCCGGGGAUAAGCAAUUUUCAAUUUCAUUUCACGCUGCCAAGUGAUUUACCUUCAACUUUCAAAAGUUCCAUAGCCAGUGUACAUUAUUUUAUCGAAAUAAAAUGCAAAGCUUCUUGCAAUCGAAAAAAGGUGAAAAUAAUUCCCUUCGUCGUACUAAGCUAUGUGGAUCUGAAUUGUGUCGAAGACAACAAGGUGCCCAUGAUGUACGAGAUGAGUAAGGUGUUCAAGACUUCUGGCACUUUCUCGUUGUAUUUCAAAACGUACAGAGGAUUCGCACCGAAACAAAGCUUACCGUUCGAAAUAGAUAUCAGUAACGAGAAAAAAGUUAAAAUUAGUAAAAUCAUCGUCAGUUUAAUCCAGAAACUUGAGUACGUAGUAUCAACGGGAUACGCUAACGACGAGAAAAAAAUAUGCAAAAUAGAACACAGAGAUCUGACCAAUGAGUCUAAGGAGUACUGUAAAAUUUUCAUGGACGUGCCACAAACGGCACCGUCUAGUAUUAACGUUAGAAAUCCAAUGGUCAAUAUAUCCUAUGUCCUCCGGGUGGAGGUAAUUUUUAAAUUUCAUUUGACUUUAUACGAAGAUAUCCCAGUGACUAUCUCAACUGUUCCUAUUCAGCACUAUAGCUAU